AUGGAAAAACAGACACCAGAAAGCUACGUCGGAUCCAAAUCCGACUGGAUGUCUUCCUAUCCUGAAAGCACAUCAAAGCAUCCCGCUGCCCUGGCGAACGAGGACGAGGAUCAAUCCGUAUACUUGAGAAGGCAGCUUGCUCAAAGACAUACCCGCAGACAAAAUCAGGCUAGCGAGUCGCCUUCUCUUUUUAAGCGUGAAUUCUUCGGAAAUGAGGUUGGGCAAGGUGUGGUAACCCUUCGACCGCACUACCCUCCGGGGGCAUUUGACGAGGCUACUGUCCCGCCCCUAGUCAUCUUGCCUGCCGAAACACUGGCGCCACCCUUUGGCUCUGUGAUCAAUAUUCUCAAGAAGAAGCGGUACCACGUUACUUUCAAGCCUUUCAAGAUUGCAAAAGCUCCGAAACGAGUUGGAAGUGGAGAAUCGGACAAGUUUGGUCAAACACCGGCGGUUUCUCAGCUCUCCAGGCGAUCUAAAAUCCCCCAAUCCUCUGAUGACCACACAGAGGAAAGAUUGAUAAGCUCACAGUAUCAGAAUCGUGAAACGUUUAGCAGUACGAUGGCGAUAGUUGGCCCCCACCCCAAUCUAGGCGCCAAAAGAAAUCCUCAGAGCUUUUCAACCGGCGGUAUUUUUGUUCGGCUGCAAAGAUUUUUCAAAUUCAAGGAAACGGAGGCCAAAAGACCAACAAGUCCCUCCACUCAGGCUUCCAUUUUGACAUCUGAUUCAGAGAGAUUGGAUUUCUCGAAACCUCCCUUACCCUUACCAGAGAUAUAUCUUUCCCAACCGGAUCCUACCCACCAAAACGCCAAAGCAGCUAGCAAUUAUCAGAACCUGACGGCCGACCCGAACCAGAAAAGUCACAGUCUCACUGGAAAACUUCAUGUAUUAUAG
Puccinia graminis f. sp. tritici CRL 75-36-700-3 is the source of this 891-nucleotide messenger RNA. RefSeq lists its product as uncharacterized. The transcript has 3 exons. Bases 1 to 891 code for a protein of 296 amino acids. NCBI's taxonomy places the organism in Eukaryota, Fungi, Basidiomycota, Pucciniomycetes, Pucciniales, Pucciniaceae. The record is from RefSeq and is a predicted model, not a curated record.